CACAAAUGGAUGAGGACGCUUUCACAUGUGCCGUGUGCAGCAACCCGUAUACGAGCUGUCCAUACGACUUGCGCUUGCGGGAACCUCGCGUGUUGAGAUGCGGUACGCACGGUGAACACGCACAGUGAAUGAUGGAUCUCACUCACUCGCUCACGCAUCCUCUGCCUAUUCUGUUUGUCCGUCCAUCCAUCCGUCAUGCAGGCCACACCUUCUGUGCGCAUGUAAGACACAAGACAGAAGUGCCCAUCUGCUUCACGCGUCUGCUUUUGCUGGUGCUCUGUGUGUGUGUUUGUAGUGCAUCCGAGAGCUGCAGCGGCGUGCUGAAAACGGGAGAAUCGAGUGCCCAAACCGAUGCGAGUGAGGACAAUGCCUUUAUGGAUCACCUUGCUCUACCAGUACUGGACCUGCCUGUUCCUUCCUUCCCUCGUCUGUCUGUUUCCUUCCUUCCCUCUGUCUGUCUGUCUGUCUGUCAGGGAGACCACGCCAGUCGAUCCAGGAGAGAGCGGUGUCAAGAACUACACCCUGCUGAAAGCAGUGGCGGACAAGGAGCAGGAUGGUACACAGACACACACAUGGACGGACCACGAGGACACGUGAAUGCAUCAAUGUACCCUGGCUCGUUUGAUUGAGUGCAGACCAACACCGGGUGACUGUUUUGCGCAAAUGCGCCAGCGGUGCCUGCUCGCUGAGUCUGUUGGAGGUCGCCAUGGUCGUGGAAAUGGGCCACCUGGACCAAGAGAUCGAUGCGGAGGCGGGGCUGUCAUCGAUGCGGCGGCAGCUGCACACACUCAUGACGGUAGGUACGACUCUUCGUCAUCCACUUCAUGGCAGCCCAGUGACGCGUUGCUCUCGCACUGCAGUCGUUGAUUGCGGGCAGCAUGUUGACGAGGCUGCAGGGCCUGCUCAUCUGCCGCUGGAUCCCAACACACAGACCCCUCCGACUGCUCUCCCGGUAAACAGACGACCGGGCGGACGGACGUGCGCCACACAUGCACCAGACACCCAUCGGAAGACACCUCUCUGUCUGUAUGUGUUUGGCAGGGUCACGCGUGACGGGCCGUCGCACGCCGAUCUUCUGCGGUGCGUUGGGAAUGCGAAGCCGCUGGUGUUCGUCGUCAAGAGGGACAUCUACAUGUUCGGCGUCUUCGCCAGCGCUGCCAUCCGGCCGCCCGAUAACCCGGCCGCUGUCAACGAGUACGGCUGUGCCAUGUGGGAGUUUUCUCUCGCCGGCCAUUUCGACACGCCAACACUCAUGGACGACAUUGAUCCUGAAUUCGGGCGGCUGGAGGUGGCUGGCGGGCAGAAUGCACCGAUGCUGAGGGUCGACGGCCUGACGUUCGGUGUCGACGGCCAGGACGUGAGCAGCUGCAAUCAUUCCUGCGGCCGCAUCGUGGGCUAUGACAUGCCUGAUGGGUACCGGGGCAAGGCGGACGGCGAUAACAAUGCGCUGCUUGCCGGCAGUGACCAGCUGGAGUCCCCACACGGGGAGUUCUUCACAGCCGACGAUCUGGAGGUGCUCACUGUCGGGUGACGGCGCCUGGCUCUUUCUCUGCGCUGUCCUGACGCUCUUUAUGACCCUUCUUUUGGCCGUAUUGUUCGGUGGCGGAUGGGUCGUCAUGUGGCUUUGCACUAUGCUUGCGGCUCUUUUUCAGCUGAUGUCUUUAUUUCGUAUUUGUCGUGCGCAUGCCAUUAUCACAAGAGCUCCAUGCCUUCCAUUUUUCAAUGUGUCGGAGCUCCCACUAGAUGCAAUGCGGAUUGGGUGUCCACACAUUGGGAGCACUGAUCUGUUCUUUGUUGUGGAGUGGGUGGUCACACUGGGCGUGGCUGCGUGCGGUGAGCGGCGUGACGUGUCGUGGCGUUGCUGGUUGCGUUCUGUCCUCACGGCUCAACCCUGCUUUAUGCGGCAGUGUCGCUUGUUGUGGUGUUCGGUGUGCCGUUUGUCUCUCGUUGUGUCGCCAGGCCGGCCGGGAGCUAGACAGGCGACCAACGAAACACACACCAUACACACACCAGUCAGGCUGUCGGAAUGGUUGUGAAUAUAUCCGUCACACACGGCCUGCCCACAGACAGACGACGAGUGAGACGCGCCCGUUUGCC
Molecule: messenger RNA, 2097 nt
Organism: Vitrella brassicaformis
Lineage: Eukaryota; Vitrellaceae
Source: the annotation of a GenBank genome assembly